UACGAACGGACUUGUGUGCCACGGUGUUACGUUCCGUCGAAUGGGUCGUUCGACGCCGCUUGGAAAUCCUGCUUUAAUCUUUUAGCGGUAAAGCCGGCUUGAAGUCUGUUGCACCGUGAAGAUAGCGCGAGUCCGCGAUCGGUCGACCGACAACGAGUCACUCGAGCGAUCAAUCGAGUUCGCCGCGACACGCGUGAAAUGUGUGACUGAUUCUCUCGAACGGUCUGCGCGAACAGACUGAUUCUUCGAUCGGUGAAUGUGAAAAUCGCUUUUUGAUGUGAACCAACUGCUACUCGGGGAUAAAUGAUUUUCUGUGCUUUUGUUUUUAAUUGUGUCAAAAUAGUGACUCAAUGUGCAAGUACAUGCUUAAAAGUACAUUAAACUUGGUAUUUAGCAUGUGAUUUCAUGUAAACUGCUUGAAAUGCAGUUGCAUAGAUUUUGGGGGGAUUUACAAAAAUUUUUAAAUGAAGAUUUCGGAGUGUAAGCUGUUCUUGUAAUACGGAUAGGAGUUGUGGUGCUCUUUUUUUUUUACAAGUGUUCGGAUAAUUGGCACAAUGGGAGAAAUCGUAGAAAUUUCGCAAGGCGAUGGUCAACAAAACGCAGUGAACGGUUGGGGCGACACUAUGGGCAAAAUACAGUACUGGUGUCCUGAAGGUCAGCAGAGUCAGCAGGGCGAACAGGAGUUGGCGACGAAGAUGCUGCAGAUCCAGAGCAAAAGAUUCUAUCUCGAUGUAAAACAGAACAGACGUGGGAGGUUUAUCAAAGUAGCCGAGAUCGGCGCAGAUGGAAGGAGAAGCCAAAUCUACCUGGCGCUCAGCACAGCAUCCGAGUUUCGAAACUACCUUUCGACGUUUAGUGACUUUUAUGCAUCCCUAGGUCCACCAACCUCGGAGAACGUGCCAGACGACGGGAAACUGAAGUCGGAAGUAAUGACGAAGGAUAACAGGCGGUAUUACUUGGACCUCAAGGAAAAUACACGCGGCCGUUUCCUGCGGGUGAGUCACCCUGUGUCGCAGACGAUCACACGAGGAGGACCUAGGACGCAGAUCGCGAUACCAGCACAGGGUAUGAUUGAGUUCCGUGACGCGUUGACAGAUCUCCUCGAAGAGUACGGUACGGACGAUGGCGGUUUCAAGGGUGACUUGCCAGAGGGACGGUACAUGCGCGUGGAUAGCAAGAAUUUCUAUUUUGAUAUCGGCCAGAAUAACCGCGGUAUCUACAUGAGAAUUUCCGAGGUGAAGACACACUUUAGAACAGCAAUCACCGUACCAGAGAAAUCUUGGGCGCGUUUCCGUGAUAUAUUCGCAGAUUACUGCGAAAGAAUGAGAGAAAGAGGUGCUGGAAGCAACGUGGGCAUGAACAGCGGCGGCGGAGGGACCGUCUUGAACGAGGGGAGAGUAGGCACGGUGGUGCCACAGGUACCAUCACCAUCGACCUCACAACAGCCUAACCCCAAUCCAAAUUUAGACUCUCCCUUAAUGAAGUGAAAAAGGCUUUAACUUAACUCGAACAUUGGAAUUAUAACCGUAACUCGUUUUCAAGUCAUUAAGCGAACUAAAGGAACUUGUCAGAGUCUAUGCCAUCGUCAUCGCCAUUUUCAUCGACAUCGACAUCGUCAUUGUCACCGUCACCGUCACCGUCAUCGUCAUCGUUAUCGCCACCGUCACUAUCACCGUCACUCGUCGUCAACUAAAAACACCAAAACUCGCCUGGAAUGGGUUCUAUAUAUAUAGAGAAAAUAUCGUUGCGGAUCGUUCAAAACCGGUCAGAGCUGAAUUGUUAAAGCAUUAGAAUUCGUAUAAUUGCACGGAAGAUAUAUCCGAUAGGAGAGGUCGCGUGACGCGCGAAAGAUCAUUGAUAUUAUCGCGUCGAUUUGCCGAUUUUUUAUUAUCGAUCAACCACGUCGUGAAUAAAAAAAAAAUAAAUGAAUAAAGGGAAAAUAAACCGGAGAAAGAAAGGAAAAAUAAUAUACGAUGAAGGAUAGUGGAUAAAGGAGGAUAGAUGAUGUGUAUGUGUGCGCGAAACAAAAAAAAAAAGAGAUAAACAAAGGAAAGAAAGAAAGAAAAACGAGUCUGCCGCUCGUGCGAUUCCACGGAAGUACGCAACGACGGUAUCGUGGAUAUAUAGAAUUAUUGCGCGAUGUCCUUAGGUGGAUACGAGUUGCCAUCGAUUAACGUUAUGAGUACUACCGUUCAUUUCCUGAGCUAUUUCUCUGUG
This is a messenger RNA of Habropoda laboriosa, 2217 nucleotides long. It is a transcript of the gene Pur-alpha, whose product is annotated as transcriptional activator protein Pur-beta. NCBI's taxonomy places the organism in Eukaryota, Metazoa, Arthropoda, Insecta, Hymenoptera, Apidae. The record is from RefSeq and is a predicted model, not a curated record. Gene Ontology annotation, molecular function: DNA-binding transcription factor activity, RNA polymerase II-specific; purine-rich negative regulatory element binding; RNA polymerase II transcription regulatory region sequence-specific DNA binding. Gene Ontology annotation, biological process: regulation of transcription by RNA polymerase II. The coding region runs from base 555 to 1487 and encodes 310 amino acids. The transcript is spliced from 6 exons. Gene Ontology annotation, cellular component: nucleus.